Vigna angularis (adzuki bean) is the source of this 1010-nucleotide messenger RNA. RefSeq lists its product as uncharacterized. Bases 56 to 700 code for a protein of 214 amino acids. Lineage: Eukaryota; Viridiplantae; Streptophyta; Magnoliopsida; Fabales; Fabaceae. The record is from RefSeq and is a predicted model, not a curated record. The transcript has a single exon.
AUAUUUCUCACUCCACCCAAACAUUUUCAUUUUCUCUCUCUACACUCUCUUGUCCAUGACACUAAACCCUCCUUCUCAAAUGGACCAACCCAAACCCAACAACACCGACAAGAGGAAACGAGUUCGGGAUGACUCAGACUCGCUCCCCGUCCCCCCCAAACUCCCCCGAGUUGAUACCAGCUCCUCCGAGUCUCACCGAGUUGACUCCGCCGAGUUCGAGCUCGCCCGAGUCGACCCGGACCUCUUCAGCAUGCUGAACGAUGCGGAGAAUGUGACGGAGCGUGACCCCGCCGUCGAGGUUGAGCACCUCGACUCUUUCAUCAAGAGUUUCGAAGAGGAAAUACUCGCUCCGCCUUCCAACCCCAACGUACCACCUGAACCGGAGGUCUUUAAACCGAACCUAGGUUACUUACUGGAAGCAUCCGACGACGAGCUAGGGUUGCCGCCCACGGUUGCGCCUUUCGAGGACGAGUCAAAACACGAACUCCUUGAUUCGGGUCGGGUUGGACCCGAGGGAGUCGAUCUGACGGGAUUUUUAGGGUUUGAGGAUGAUAUUGGGAGCUACGAAGGUUUUGGUUUCCUUGGGUACGAUGCCGUGGAUGAUAACGGUGGCGGUUACGUGACUAUAGAUGGGUUGUUUGAUCAUGCGGAACCUGGCGCCGAUAUUUUGUGGCGGUCGGAGUCGCUGCAGGCGAUGUAGGGGAUGGUUUUUGGAGAUUAAUUAAUUAAUUAAUUAAUUAGUUAGUUAAUUAAGCUAAUGGAAAAUUUGGAAGGUGUAAAGAGAUGUUAGGCGCCAAAAGUAACAACGUAGGUGGUUAGUUAGAUGUGAAAUUAUUGUGUUAGGAUUGUGAAAAUUUGUUGUUUUGGUUUGUUCUAUUGGACUGAAACAAACAAAUAGGCCUUGACCCCAGACAUGUUUUUUAAUAUCUUUUGUAAAAUGUUCUUUAAAAUGUGAAAUUAUGUAGUUAGACACGGUUAAGGUUAUAAUCGAUGUUGUUAUUGGCGAAAAA